UAUGAAAACACCGAGUAUAAAUAGGACAUAACAUUGAACAUUUGAUUAUUAAUGUUUUCAAUAUGUUUCCUUCCUCGUGGAAAUUAAUCUUCAUAAGUUUUAUUGCAGUUUUUAUUAAAUUUUCACAAAGUGCAAAAAUACCUAAUGAAUUUAUUCUGUGUCAUCGUUCCUCGCCAGAUUUUCAAAAGUGUUUUUCACCCGCGGUGGAAAAUUCAAUUCGCGCAGUGAGUGGUGGCUUGAAAGAACUGGGGAUACCUGUUUUGGAACCGAUGAAGGUGCCGAGUAUAUCUAUCAAUGGAAAUGGGGGUUCUGUGGAUUUAUCUCAACAUUACACGGAUUGUGUUAUAACGGGGCCUGUUAAGUCAACUUAUUUGGAAAUCGAUUCAUCUUUUACAAAAGAUGAUUGCCAUGUGCAUUUCAAAACCUACACGGACAUAAUGACAAUGACAGCAAAAUACCGCUUCGAAGGCAAAAUGUUAUUGUUUCAAAUAAACGGACAUGGCAACGCAAACCUAACUUCAGUUAAUAUGAUAGCAUGGCACAAUGUAACUUGUGCAUUCUACGAGAAAAAUGGCAAUGAAUACAUGAACAUAACCAAUUGGGUCGAAGAUUACUCGCCGGAUAAGAUAAUCUUCACUUUCGAUAACCUAAUCGACGGAAACGAAGAACUCAGCGCGCAAGUGCUGCAAGUAAUGAACGAUAAUAACCACGAAGUGUUCGAAGCGUUGCGACAUGAUUACCAAAAGAGCUACGGUGCGAUUUACUGGCAAAUCGCCAAUUCAGUUUUCAGUAAAAUUCCAUGGAAGGAACUUUUCUUAGAGUGAAACAUAUUGGGAAAAUAUUCAACGCGCACGUUUUUAGAGGUUAUGUACGUUGUGUUAAACGAGGUAUUUUGUUUAGUUGAUUAAAAGUCAAUCAGACCGAACUCAGUGUUAAAUUAUAUCACAAAGUAAAGUUUCCGCAAUUAUUUAAUGAUAUUUAAUUGUUAUUACCUUUAUUUAUGUGUUUUUAAGUGUUAAAACUGCAAAUUAAUGUUAGUAACAAACGAUGACGAUGUGACUAGUAAAACUUGUAUCGGAAUGGUAUGCAACCCAUCAUACACCAAAUGAACAAUGUCCAAAAACAAAGAACAAAAUUUCAGCGCGUAUAAAUUUAAGAGGUUAUGUUCGAUUUGAUGAAUGUGGUGAUUUUUGUUUAGAUGAUUAAAAGUCAAUCAGAACAGAUUCAACGGAAAAUUAUAUCGCAAAUUAAAGUUCACGCAAUUA
Molecule: messenger RNA, 1265 nt
Organism: Dalotia coriaria
Lineage: Eukaryota; Metazoa; Arthropoda; Insecta; Coleoptera; Staphylinidae
Exons: 4
Coding region: 63-824 (253 amino acids)
Source: RefSeq, a predicted model, not a curated record